Messenger RNA from Anopheles funestus (African malaria mosquito), 7264 nucleotides. RefSeq lists its product as uncharacterized. The record is from RefSeq and is a predicted model, not a curated record. NCBI's taxonomy places the organism in Eukaryota, Metazoa, Arthropoda, Insecta, Diptera, Culicidae. Gene Ontology annotation, cellular component: nucleus. The transcript is spliced from 4 exons. Gene Ontology annotation, biological process: double-strand break repair via homologous recombination; regulation of DNA-templated transcription. The coding region runs from base 123 to 7133 and encodes 2336 amino acids.
GCACUCGCUGCUCGAUUGUCAAACGACGUGAAACGUCAAAUGUUUUGGCGGCCUACGGAGUAAUACAAAAACAAAACACAGCACGAUCCCAGAAAUACCGCUGAAUUUGUGGGUGCAACACAAUGGAUGAAGUGCCGGCCAGUCCUGUCGCGGAAAAGCGUAAGAAAUUGAAAUUCCGGCGAAAGUUGGGACCAUUGAUUAAACGUUCCAAAGAAUCCGCCGGUUUUGAAAGUUUCACUGAAGGAUUAUCGUUCGAACAACAUGCAGAGACGUCUGGAAGUGUGGAUGUAAAUAUUGCCGGAAGUGACACAGUAAAGCGUAAACUCUCCACCUUUUACUACGACGAAAACGUUGAUAAAGUGGAAACGGUUAAAGCAAACCCUUUAGCGUCUGCUAUAUUGUUGGAAAAAGCUAGCUCCAUUCAGGUACUGAGUUCAGUUCCAUCGCGUGAAUUAAUUGCAUGUUCCAACGAAGCGUUCUUAACUGUGGGAGAGCUAGCAAGACGAAAUGAUACUAGCGGCUAUAGAAAUGAAUGUGUGAACCCACAAGAAGCAACAGGAAAGCCGCAUAAUUAUAGUUUCACCCAGAUGGAGAUCGACACACAAAUGAUUGAUAUAUUCGAGGCUGCUGAACUGCUGACAGGUUCUGCUACUGUUAAUCAACAACUAAAACCGGCCACUAAAGUCACAACUCCAACGAAGCUAACCAUCGUUCCACAAACAGCGUUAACCCCUCCGAAAGAUCCAGAUCCAACCCGUACUUUAGCGCAAAUCAUAGUGGACGAUUUUACGCUUGAUGAAAAUGAACAGUGCUCGAUGGAGGUAGAUAUGUCCAUCAUCAAAUCGGAAAGCUUCCGAAGAAGAUUAAUUCAGUUACGUGACUUAAUUGCAAGUCCACCAAAGCCCGUAUACCGAGAAAAGUGUUGUCGACAGUAUGGACAAACGAAACCGAAGAAGAAGGAACAAUUACUGGCACGACGCUUAAGCUACGAUACAGAUGAUUCGUCCAGGAUAGGCCAACCGUUAAGUGACGAAGAGUCGGAAACAUCCACCGUAAGCAACGCAUCCGAUAAUAGCGACUGUGACGCUUCGAUGGAUGGAAUGGCUCUGGAUGAAAGUGCCCUUAUACAAGCAAACCUUACGCAACUUUCCGCAUUCUUUUCACAAGCGGGUACGAGCCAGGAAGAACGCUGCACGAGGCAAGCAAAUCAAAAAGAAAACAAAUCGACUUCCCUCGAUCGAGAGCCAGCGUUUUUAGGGUUUGCUUCUCCGAUUUCAUUACCAUUGGAUAGAGCAUGCUCUCCCAAAACUAUUAGCAUAAAUUUUGCCUCUUUUUGGGAUAUGGACGAGAAAAGUUUACCCGUGUGGGAUGAACUGAUGCCGGCCAGUGUUGGCGAACCAAUUACCAUGGAGCAGCUGCUGGAAGAUGAUGAAGAUUUGUUCAUGUUGGCACAUCACCCGGAAGAUAAACAGCAGAAUGAACAUUUACGAGUACAUACACAAGGUAGAGGAAACUCUGGUAAAAUAGGAACUAAUGUGGAACCUUUUGCUACUCACUCUAUUCUUACAAACUUCAACAAUAAACGGGAUUCGAUCAAUGAUUCCGAUGAGGUAUUGUUGAAAGCGCAGGCAAUGUUUGCAGAAGAGGAAGCUAAACACAAGCACAAUGAAUUGGCCAAAGCACAAAAGCAUAUGAGUCCAACAAACACUGGCGAGAUUGCUUUACCUUUAAUGCAAUUAAAUUUGAAGCAGACGUUUCACAAUCAAAAAGAACAUCCGAUUGCGGAAGACAUGCAGCGGAAUGAUAUUAUUACAGCUUCAAAUAAUGUUAAAGUGCCCAUCGCCACUAAAAUGCCGAUGAAUGUUUUAGAAGAUGGAUAUCCAUUUCCGGUUCAUGCAUCACCUACAAAUAAACUCUUCAGCGGAGGAUUUAGUACGGCUGGUGGCAAUAUGAUUGCCAUAUCGACAAAGGCUCUGAAAAAUGCUCAGAAAAUGUUCACCGAGGAAGAAGCAAAACUUCAGAAGGAAAUGGAACUACCACAAUCUGAUCCACCAUCGGUUGGUGCUUUUAGUACAGCUGGUGUCAAAUCAAUCGUCGUAUCGCAGCCAGGUCUUAAACCGGCACAUAAAGCAUUUGAAAAAGAUGAAUCGACAAACGGAAAGGAACAUCAACACGCAUUUGGUGAGCCCAGUCGAACGGGUUUUACCGGUGGAUUCACUACAGCUGCUGGUAAUUCAAUACGCAUCUCGAAGAAAGCUCUCGAAAUGGCACAGAAAACGUUUGAAGAAGAACUAUCGAAAAUGGAGGCAGAAUCACUUCCUGAAAAUGUAGUUCCUUUGCAAGGAUGUUUCUUCAGCACUGCGAAUGGUAGUAAGAUAUCUGUAUCGGAAAAGGCCUUAAAAAGUGCCCAGAUAAUGUUCGCCGAGGAAGAAGCAAAACUUCAGAAGGAAAUGGAACCACCACAAUCUGAUCCACCAUCGGUUGGUGCUUUUAGUACAGCUGGUGUCAAAUCAAUCGUCGUAUCGCAGCCAGGUCUUAAACCGGCACAUAAAGCAUUUGAAAAAGAUGAAUCGACAAACGGAAAGGAACAUCAACACGCAUUUGGUGAGCCCAGUCGAACGGGUUUUACCGGUGGAUUCACUACAGCUGCUGGUAAUUCAAUACGCAUCUCGAAGAAAGCUCUCGAAAUGGCACAGAAAACGUUUGAAGAAGAACUAUCGAAAAUGGAGGCAGAAUCACUUCCAGAAAAUGUAGUUCCUUUGCAAGGAUGCUUCUUCAGCACUGCGAAUGGUAGUAAGAUAUCUGUAUCGGAAAAGGCCUUAAAAAGUGCCCAGAUAAUGUUCGCCGAGGAAGAAGCAAAACUUCAGAAGGAAAUGGAACCACCACAAUCUGAUCCACCAUCGGAUGGUGCUUUUAGUACAGCUGGUGUCAAAUCAAUCGUCGUAUCGCAGCCAGGUCUUAAACCGGCACAUAAAGCAUUUGAAAAAGAUGAAUCGACAAACGGAAAGGAACAUCAACACGCAGUUGGUGAGCCCAGUCGAACGGGUUUUACCGGUGGAUUCACUACAGCUGCUGGUAAUUCAAUACGCAUCUCGAAGAAAGCUCUCGAAAUGGCACAGAAAACGUUUGAAGAAGAACUAUCGAAAAUGGAGGCAGAAUCACUUCCUGAAAAUGUAGUUCCUUUGCAAGGAUGUUUCUUCAGUACUGCGAAUGGUAGUAAGAUAUCUGUAUCGGAAAAGGCCUUAAAAAGUGCCCAGAUAAUGUUUGCUGAAGACGAAGAAGCUAAAAGCUUCGACAAUGUGCCAACAAUCGAAUCGGCCGCUUUUGGCGGUGGUUUUAGAACAGCUAGUGGCAAUAUGAUUGCCGUGUCGAAAAAUGCUCUUGCGAAAGCACGCAAAACUUUUGAUGAGAUAGCUUCCAUGGUGGACAAUGAAGGAGAUGUAAAUGUGGCAGAUGGAAAUAUGUUGUAUGUACGAAGCAAAGCGAAUGAAGAUGGAGCUUUUAUUCAAGAAAGAAAGAUGCAGGAGAAUGGAACCGGAUCUGCUUUGCGAGGAGGUUUCAGUACAGCUGGUGGACGGUCAAUAACAGUCUCAAAAACAGCUCUGGAAAGUGCACAAAAACUAUUCGAAGAAGAUCAUAUGAGUGGGGACAACGAGAACUUAUCGCAUAAUGUGGCAUCUUUCAGCGGAGGUUUUAGUACAGCGGGCGGUAGGAAGAUUUCUGUAUCCAAAACAGCACUAGAAAAAGCACAUAAAACAUUCGCCGAAUUGGGAGACGGUAAUUUUGUGCCAGAAUGUACGGAUGAUGAAACGAAUCGAGUUGCUUUUGAAGGAGGUUUUAGUACAGCGGGUGGUAGUGCUAUUGCUGUCUCGAUGAAAGCUCUCAAAAAGGCACAAAAAGCGUUUGAUGAGGAUGAGACAGACGGAACGGUGGAUAAAGAAAACAUUACCAGUAAUGUUGCACCCUUCACCGGCGGUGGCUUUAAUACGGCAAGCGGUGGUACGAUUGCCGUGUCGCUGAAAUCAUUGGAAAAAGCUAAGAAAAUGUUCAUAGAAGAUGAAGGUGAGAUGCUUUCAAAUGAAAUCCCGGAACGAUCGUCUGAAAACAACUCGCCAGUGCCAGCGAAACAAGCUCUCGAUAAGAUGAUGACGAAUUUUGCUGAGAAAAACGUGUUUAUUGACGACGCUUCAAGAUCAGCCGGAACGAUUUCUUUUCCUAUGUUUAGUCGGGCAAGUGGAGCUGCCAUAGCGGUUUCAUCAGAUGCUCUUGAAAAGGCGAAAGAGCUAUGGAAAGAAGUAGAUAAUGAAGUGAAAGAUAACGCUGGGAUAACUCUUCCCCCGGUUGAAGCUUCUCUUUCCAAAGCAAUGCUUUUAAAGCCCGCAAAUGAACAAGAAGAAAAUCAUCGUAAGCGGAAAUUAUCUCUCACAAAGAAUGAACCGAUAUUAACUCCAACGAAGAAAUUACGCACAGAUCCGCUUCACCCGAUUGUUCGGCUACAAACAAGCACACCAGCAGCUUCGACUGUAGGUGCCAAACAAGCACAAUCCGCAGAAACACCCGGAAUGUCAACGGGUGUAUCGACAUCUGCACACGAUGUGGAUGAAUUUUUCGCUCAGCUCGAUGAUAACGAAUUUCAGGAACUAUUUACCGUUCAGCAAACGGUCGGCAGGAGGCAAAAUAAGUUGCUUACUAAAUUUGAGCAAUGUUCCAACGCGGUACCAAUAAAACCUUCAACCAAACUGACCGGUACGGAUUGGGAUGAUAGUUUUUCGGAAAUCUUACCUAACCUUCCUGCAUCGGAUGAAUCGAACGUGAAACUUGCCACAACUUUGCUCAAACCAUCGGAAGCGGUACAGCAGCAACGAAGGGAAGAACGUCAAAAACAGAUGCAAUACAUCGAAAGUAAGCCGGAAGAUGCGCGUCGACCGCGAACGUUCGAAUUUUGUACUAAAAAACUACAAAAGGUGGGUCGUAUUGCAUUAAAGGACUUUGUUAAAGGAAACGGCCCACAGUUGGCCCAAGUGUCCACUUCUGUGAUGAAUAUAACCCAAGACAAUGUUAUGCAGUUUCGCUUUAACUUGGCAGAUUAUUAUGGAGAAACGUUCAGCAGUAGCAAUGUAACCGGUAUUCCUAUCGGAACGGAUGGAACAGAAGGUUGCUUACUGAUGGAUGUCGAUUCAACUCUGGGAGUGGAAGAAUUUAAGCAUUCAUUGCUUGCCUCACCUGGCAUUGAUCCUCGACUCGUGCCGCAAGGGUGGAUUGAAAAUGGAUGGCGCUGGAUCGUGACGAAACUGAGUGCUUUGGAGCGUAAUUUUAGCACCCACUUCCAGGGUGCUCUAUCGCCGGAAAAUGUUUUCCACCAGUUGCAGUAUCGAUACUGUGUCGAAAUCGAUUCCGCACGUCGAUCGGCUUUGAGGAAAAUGCUCGAGAAAGAUGAUAUUCCCAGUCGCCGAAUGGUGCUGUUUGUGUCGAAUGUGUUUUAUAAUGUUGGUGCGGUUGGGACAGAACUGGAACUGUCCGAUGGAUGGUACAGUGUGCGUACCGAGCUGGAUUCACCACUAGCGGCGGCCGUACACAGUGGCAAAGUCGCGAUCGGAACCAAACUAAUGAUUCAGGGUGCGGAACUGUUAAACCACAAGGAUGGUUGUUCACCGUUAGAAGCACCGCAAGAUGUGCGGUUAAAAAUCUGUACUAAUUGUACCAGACGUGCUCGAUGGUACGCUAAACUGGGUUACUAUCGAUGCCCAGUACCGUACCCGAUCGAGUGCAAUACCAUACACGAACGGGGUGGGUUGAUCGCUCGUGUUCGGGCGAUCAUCGUCCGAGUGUAUCCGUUAAUGUACGUUGAAAAAUCAUCUAACGAGGCGCAAGGAUCGGUCCUACGGUCCGAACGGAUGCAGCAAAGGCACAGCAGAAGAAACGAUGCGAACCAGUUGGAAAAUCUGCACAAACUGUACAACCGUGUGCAGGAGGAGAUAGAGCGCGAACGGAAGACCGUAAGCUUGAACAGAAACAUUCGCGUGACGGAGAGUACAACAACGGCCGAACUGCAGGAGUGUCUUGAAAAUGGACUCGAUGUUUCGUUUCUGGAUAUUGAACUUACACGCUCCCAACAACAUGUGAUCGAACAGUUCCAACAGCGCAAACAGGAAGAACUGCAAAAUGAAAUCAAUCGACGUGUGAAGGCACAGCUCGAGAAGAAUUCUGGCCGUCCAACGGUUACGCCACUGCUAAAGGUCAGAUUGAUGGAUCGUGUGCGUCCGGAACGAUCGUUUCUACUCUCGAUCUGGCGUCCCAUCGAUAAUGUUCGUCGGGUCCUGCAGGAGCAAAGCUUAGUCGAGUUCAGUCAUCUAACAGCUCAUGGGACAAAAAAUAAUGAUGUGCAGCUGACGGCACAUAAAGCUAGUACGUACAGCAGUGUUCCUCAGGAAGAAAGGCAAGAAGUUUCGCCUCAUGUUCCGUUUUUUCGUACCAUUACUCCCAUUGGUACAAUCGAUGGCAUUAACUUUCGUCCCGCGUUCGGUGAAUUUGAUACGAUCGGUGUGGUUGUACUCGUUGGGGCGGCCGAAUCGAAGAAGUUCCAAUCGAUCUAUCUCGCCGAUACGGCAAUGGAUUUGUUGUGUAUCAAUUUUUGGCACGGUUUGUCCGAGUACGCUUAUGACGAUGUGAUCCGAGAGCGUAAGGUGCUUUGCGUAGCUAAUCUACAGUGGCGUACUUUCAACCGUCAAACACCCGGCAUACCGCAAUCGUUUGCUACCGAGUACACGACCUUUCUGGAGAAUCCACGCGAAGAGCAUCUGCGCGGUGAACGAGAUCGCCUUCAGCUGCAGUUGGAUACGAUCGAACAGGAUCAAUUUUUCCAACGCUGCCAGGAACGUAUCGGUGAGCUGCUGAUGAACUCAAGCACCGGUAGCAUCGGAACGCCAAACCUGCAGCGGUCAGUAAGCCGGCUGGCACAUUCAACUCCGCUAGGAGCGAACAGUGCCACGAAACGGAAAAUCGAAAAAUUAGCAUCAAUCUACGCUAGCCCACCGAAGCUGUCACCGAUUGUGAUUGGGCGUAAUGUGAAUCUACGGAAAGGCUUCAAAACACCGGCUCGGUUGGAUGCAGAAACGGAAGAUAGUGUGAGUUGAUCGUUUAUCUUCGAUUUGUUGUUGUCCGUCCUUUGGGUAAUAGAUUCAACAGUGAAAUGGGUUUAAGCUUUCGUUAUCGCGUGUUUGUUAUUGAAAUAUAAUGCGCCUUUCCAGAGCAAAUAUCUUUGACA